UUCUGGCUCAGAAGCUCAGAGCCUAAAGUUUUCAGUUCAGAGGGCACAAAAAAUCAUUGCAAUAUGGACGAGAAUAACAUGUCAGGGUUUUGUAUUAGAGGUGGUAGUGGUGGCAAUAGUGGUACCAAGUGUGGGCGUUGGAAUCCCACUACGGAACAGGUUAAGGUUCUGACUGAACUGUUCAGUUCUGGGCUUCGUACACCCAGCACUGAUCAGAUUCAGAAGAUCUCUACUCAGUUGAGUUUUUAUGGGAAGAUAGAGAGCAAGAAUGUGUUCUAUUGGUUUCAGAAUCACAAGGCCAGGGAGAGACAGAAGCGGCGCAAGGUCACCUUUGAUGACAAGGAUUUCAAUGUGAUUCUUAGAGAAAAUUCCAUGUCCAAGAAUUCUUCUAAACAAAAUUAUGCACAGUUCUAUCAGGUUACAGAGCCAGAGAGGGUGAUUGAGACUCUUCAACUCUUCCCUUUGAACUCCUUUGGUGAAUCAGAAUCAAAGAAUUUGAGGGUCCAUGCAAAUGAAUGCAGGGACAGUGCAAUGUUUUCAUACUUGAUGGGUGAACAAAUGGAUCAUCCACCAUUAGAUCUUCGCUUGAGUUCUCUGUAAACAUGGGGAGUGAUCCAUUUUGGGGUGAGAAAGGAGAGGGUGUGUUCUUUCAAUAAAGAAAGCUAAAAAAGAAAAAUAAAAAGGAUGUAUCUUGAAAUUAAUAGUUGUCUAGUGAUCACUGAUUAGUUUAGUUCCUUCUAAA
This is a messenger RNA of Lotus japonicus, 742 nucleotides long. RefSeq names its product WUSCHEL-related homeobox 7-like. The coding region runs from base 64 to 600 and encodes 178 amino acids. The record is from RefSeq and is a predicted model, not a curated record. Gene Ontology annotation, molecular function: DNA-binding transcription factor activity; DNA binding. Lineage: Eukaryota; Viridiplantae; Streptophyta; Magnoliopsida; Fabales; Fabaceae. Gene Ontology annotation, biological process: plant organ development. The transcript is spliced from 2 exons.